Molecule: messenger RNA, 192 nt
Organism: Leishmania braziliensis MHOM/BR/75/M2904
Lineage: Eukaryota; Euglenozoa; Kinetoplastea; Trypanosomatida; Trypanosomatidae
Product: putative nuclear protein family a (nop10p)
Exons: 1
Coding region: 1-192 (63 amino acids)
Biological process (GO): positive regulation of telomerase RNA localization to Cajal body; snRNA pseudouridine synthesis; ribosome biogenesis
Cellular component (GO): box H/ACA snoRNP complex; box H/ACA telomerase RNP complex
Molecular function (GO): box H/ACA snoRNA binding; telomerase RNA binding
Source: RefSeq, a predicted model, not a curated record
AUGCAUCUCCGAGUGUACAUGGUCGACGGCAAGCGUGUCUACACGCUGAAGAAGAUGGACCCGGAGAACAAGCCGACGCUUAGCGCCCACCCCGCCAGGUUCAGCCCAGAUGACAAGUUUAGCCGCCAGCGCGUCACCAUCAAGCGCCGGUUCAAGGUACUGGCGUCAGAGCGUCGCCCACAGCCAUUGUAA